AUGUCUCCGAAACCAGACUCCAAGCUGUACUCCAUCCCCGAGGCAGCAUCAUCGUCUUCGUCCGCCACAACAAUAGAUUCUUCAUCUCAGACGAGCGAUAUCGAUGAUUACAAUUUAGGUAGACGGCCCAGUGAUUUUGAGCUCAAUGAGCUUUUUCACGAUGACGAACCGCUUCUGUCUGAACAUGGUGAGUAUGCGCGAGAGAAGGAACAACAACAGCCUGUACCUAAAGCAUCGAGCUCGGCGAUGAAGUCAGCCUUUUGGACACUGGUCAAUAUUGUUGCGACAGUCUUGAUUGUCUUCACAAACAAAGCUAUCCUCUCUGGAAACUCCCUCAAACAUGCACAACUCUCGUUCGCAGCGUUUCACUUCACCAUCACUGGCCUCGUGCUCUUCAUACUCUCACGACCCAGAUUUGCAUUCUUCACACCUAAGUCUGUUGCCUUUCGACAAAUGAUUCCGCUCUCAACGGUCAUGGCUCUCAACGUUAUCUUUCCGAACCUCUCGCUUGCAUACUCGUCUGUACCAUUCUACCAGAUCUCUCGUAUCUUGAUCACACCCUGCGUCGCUGCUAUGAACUUUGUACUUUACAGAGCUACUCUGCCUUUCAAUGCGUGUAUGGCACUAGUUCCGGCGUGUGUUGGAGUUGGAAUGGUGUCGUACUUUGACACCAAAACCACGAGUUCAAGUGCUGCUACGACUGGGUUGCUAGGUGUUGUCUUUGCAUUUCUGGGCGUCUUCUUUUCGUCACUUUAUACAGUCUGGCUAGAGACUUACCGACGACAGUUGAGUAUGACAAGUAUGCAGCUUUUACUCAACCAGGCCCCUCUCUCUGCCUUCCUGCUGCUGUAUUUUAUUCCCUUUGUUGACAAGGCUCCUGCUCGGGAAGAUCUAUCUCUGAACCUUUGGGUCUUGAUUUUCAUGUCUGGCAUCUUUGCAGCCCUGGUCAACGUUUCUCAAUUCUUCAUCAUUGCGGAAAUGGGUCCAGUGACUAGCACAGUUGUUGCCCAUGGCAAGACUUGCAUCAUCGUUGCUAUCGGCUGGUACAUUUCCGGUAGAGAUGUUGCUGAUAAGUCUAUCAUCGGCCUCUUGAUGGCUUUGCUCGGAAUAAUUCUGUGA
This is a messenger RNA of Fusarium mangiferae, 1119 nucleotides long. RefSeq lists its product as uncharacterized. The transcript is spliced from 3 exons. The record is from RefSeq and is a predicted model, not a curated record. Gene Ontology annotation, cellular component: Golgi apparatus; membrane. Lineage: Eukaryota; Fungi; Ascomycota; Sordariomycetes; Hypocreales; Nectriaceae. Bases 1 to 1119 code for a protein of 372 amino acids. Gene Ontology annotation, molecular function: antiporter activity.